Cuscuta campestris is the source of this 1187-nucleotide messenger RNA. The record is from the annotation of a GenBank genome assembly. Lineage: Eukaryota; Viridiplantae; Streptophyta; Magnoliopsida; Solanales; Convolvulaceae.
CUUGCAAGGAAUGGUCUCUAAAAUAGCCCGUUCGAUUGAUUGAAAGAGGUAGUUUUUAGCUUUAAGAUCCUUCAGUUUUAAAGCUUCCAACCUCGUCCUUUGGUCUGCCGGCAUCUCAGCGGUGGGAGUUGCUGCUCCAGUCUCCACCACAGCCCAAAGUUCUUUGGACCGGAGAAAGUUUUCCAUCAACAUGCUCCAAUGAUCGUAGUGACCAUCAAAGCGGGGAAUGGAAGAGGGACACCCCUUUGCGGUUUGGCUCUGGAGUCUAGCCUCUUCCAUUUUCGACAUUUCAUCGCCGUUCCGAACACAUCCACGGGUUAAGUAAAACUCUAUGCUGAAGUGGCUGGCGCUCUCUGUUUGAUCGGUAAUAUUAGAAUAAAUGGAAUCCACGGUGAGGAUGAAUUCUCAACCACGGCGAAUCUUGCCACCUGGAGCUUCACGGAAACAGAAAGAGAAGGAAAUGUCAUCUUAUAAUUCCAUGUGGCCAUCAUCAUAUCCAGUUAGUCACAAGGCUACGACGUCGUCGAAGCAAGCUGAGUCAGCAGCAGGCUACUCGAACCGGGUCUUAGCCGGUUACAUGGCUUACGAGUUCUUAACUAAAGGAACCGUGUUUGGCCAGAUGUUCAACCCGGCUCGAGCUGAGGCUGCCCUGGUGAACAGUGGUGCAGCAGAUGAGGUGAGAAGGGGAAAACCGGCUGCCGAAGCCGAGCCGAACGAGGUGAGGAGCCGAACAUAUGAUGAGGUGGCGAGCCUGUUGAAGAGCGACGAGGCCCACAUCCCCGGUGUGGUAAAUCCGACGCAGCUCGCGCGAUGGCUGCAGAUGUGACAUCAUUGUGCGCUGGUCUUUUGAAAAUCCUUACCAAAACACUCAACGGUUUGUUACACUUUGGGGUAGGUUUAAUUUGUAUCAUGAACUAAAUGAUCUUGUUGUUAGUAAAUUUUCGGGUAAUAAUCCUUCAUUUCUAUUAGAAGUGUGUCAAAAUAUGUAUGAUACCAAUAUAUUUGGGGCCAUAUAGUUCUCCGUUAGGUCCGGGACCGGAUCCUAGAUCCUACCACCGAGAGCCCUCUUGCCCAAAAUGUUGUAAUGAUCAUUGAAGUUUUGUGUCAAAAUAUUUGAUAUUGAAACUAUUUUUUGUGAUGAAGCAACUAGUCAAAAUUCAAGAAAUAAAUAAAUCGUGCAGAUUACC